Molecule: messenger RNA, 1138 nt
Organism: Cavia porcellus (domestic guinea pig)
Lineage: Eukaryota; Metazoa; Chordata; Mammalia; Rodentia; Caviidae
Gene: S100a16
Product: S100 calcium binding protein A16
Exons: 4
Coding region: 288-593 (101 amino acids)
Cellular component (GO): nucleus; perinuclear region of cytoplasm
Molecular function (GO): calcium-dependent protein binding; calcium ion binding
Source: RefSeq, a predicted model, not a curated record
GGGAGCUCAGUCACUACCUCCCCACCGAGCCAGCUCAGCCGGGCAGGCCGAGAGGGAGUGGGACAGAGUCCGGGAGUGUAGCGCAGCAGGGAGGAGUCCUGGCUGGGCUAAGCUGGGGAGCUGCUUGGCAGUGCCAGAGCCUGGACCCCAGAGCCCUUCUGGACAGGAGGUGGACCAAGGAAGCAGAGGGUGACAGAGUUGCAGCUGCUGUGUCCAGGGUCUGUCUUCAGCUGUGGCAGAACCAGGCCUGGUUCUUCAUUAGGCCAGUGAGGAGCUGAAGGAGGAAGAUGGCCGACUGCUACACGGAGCUGGAGAAGGCUGUCGUUGUCCUGGUGGAGAACUUCUAUAAAUACGUGUCUAAGCACAGCCUAGUCAAGAACAAGAUCAGCAAGAGCAGCUUCCGCAAGAUGCUCCAGAAAGAGCUGAACCACAUGUUGACGGACACAGGAAAUCGAAAGGCUGCUGACAAGCUUAUCCAGGACCUGGACGCCAACCAUGAUGGGCGCAUCAGCUUUGACGAGUACUGGACCUUGAUAGGCGGCAUCACCAGCCCCAUUGCCAACCUCAUCCGUGAGCAGGAGCAGCAGUGCUAGAGGCCCGACCUCCUGGCCCUGGUGUCCCAGCCUCCCUCAGUCUCUGUGGCCCUUCCAGCCCCUUUCCUCCUUCUCCCUCUGGAUGUCUCCCGACCCUUGCUGAACAGUGUCCGGGAGAUGUCAGGGUCCCUUGUGAGUGUCUCAGUCUGAGGAUGCUUUCCUCAGGGUCUCAGUCCCUGGAGCCAGCAGACCCUCAGGGCUCCUCUAUGAGAUUUCAAUGCUGGUGGGGACCCCCAAUAUUUCCUCAUCUGCUUAGUUCAUUUGCCCUUCCAAUACCUGAUGCUCAUGUCCAGUUCUUCCCUGAUUCUGGGUCUGUCCUGAAACCCAGAGGCAAGUUUACUGAUGAGGUCUCUGCUGUUCCUGGUGGCAGCAGCGGAGACCUUGCCCUUCCCCUCAGCACUUCCUGGAGUGGGGUGGAGGGGAGAAGCACCUUCAGGGACUCCCCUCCAGCAGCCUCUGUCUGGGAAUGAGCUACACAGCACUGAGUGCCUCCCUCUGCUCAGUCACUGAAAUAGUGGCAAUAAAGGCUGGAUUUGGAGUUUGCA